UCCAUUUUGAGAGGGAAGAGAAGUCAGGGACACCGUGUAGACUGGCCUGGAUCUGAUUCAUGUUCUAAGAUCGCCCCCUGGCGGCCGAAUGGAGAACGGGCAGGGAGAUGGGGCCGGUCCACCCUCAAGUCUACCCUCUGGCCCUCACAGCCAGUCACAGAAAGUGUGGCAGCCUGAAGCAGGCCGACUUCAGUAGGUCGCGUAGCCUCCCAUCUUUUAGCCUCGGCUUCUCCAUGAACACAGUGGGGACAAUAUACCGCGAGACUCUCAGAGCGCACCCUGUGCGGAUGGGGCUUUGCGCCGACGUGUUCACGUGAUUCCCACUAAGUCCUAAGGGGCAGGAACUGCGGCCUUCCUCACUUCACAGAGGAGAAACUGAGGCUCGGAGGACAGCACGUGGGUUGCAAAGGCAGGACUGGAACCCAGGGCCCCCGGUCCUGCCUGGGCCCCCGCAGCCUGGGCUGGCCCUGGCGGGGGUCCAGCCCCUCCCAACGGACUCGGGAAGCCACGGCCGGGCGGGGCGGAACAGUGGGUGUCCCUGGCGCCCCAAGGUGCCAAUUAAAUGCUCGUGGCCGUCUGGGGCCAGAGCUGCGGACGGCGGCAUGGCCGAGCCGGGGCCGGAGCCGGGGCGCGCGUGGCGGCUGCUCGCCCUGUGCGGGGCCGCCGUGUUCCUGGCGGCGGCGGCGGCGGGCUCGGCCCUGCUGGCCUGGAAUCUGGCCGCCUCGGCCUCCCGGGGGCCUCGCUGCCCGGAGCCGGGGGCCAACGCCACGGCGCCGCCCGGGGCCCCGGCGCCCGAGGUCGAGGAGCUGCGGCGGCGGCUGGCGGAGGCUGCGCAGCGCGAGGAGGCCCUGGCCAGGCAGCUGGACCAGGCCGAGGGCGGCCGUCGGGAGCUGGAGGAGGCGCUGAGGGCCUGUGAGGGCCGCCAGAGCCUGCUUCAGACGCAACUGAUGACACUGAAGACUGAGAUGGACGAGGCCAAGGCACAGGGGACCCAGAUGGGGGUCGAGAACGGGGAGCUGACAGAAGCCCUGCUGCGCUGGGAGGCGGCGGCCACGGAGUCUGCGCGGCAGCUGGACGAGGCGCAGCGGCGCGCGCGCACGGCCGAGGCCGAGGGCGAAGCCUGCGCAGCCCGGGAGGCGGCGCUGCGCGAGCGUGUUAAAGCCCUGGAAGCUAAGAUGAGCCCCCAGCGCAGAGUGCUGCACCCCCGGCCCCGCUCGGGGUCCCGACCCCGACCCAGUCCCCGCUCGCGCUCUCGCCCUGGACCCUCGGGGGGCUGCCGGCGGCCGGCGCGCCGCGCACGAGGGUGAGUCAGCCCCCAGCAGGAUGGGGGCUCGAGGCCAGGAGGACAGACACUGUAGGGGCCCAGCGGGAACACGUACAGAGGGGCCCACGCUGGAUGAGACGCCCAGUCGACACCCAUCAACGCUCAACUUUAGACCCAGGAGCCGCUCUGAACGGAAACGGUACAGAAAGGAGACUGGAGCCUCUCUCCCUGACCAUCUAGUGCCUAUUCUACAGACAGGGAAACUGAGGCCCAUUUGGUCAGACAGUGAGAUAGUGCUGAUAGGGACUUAAGUCCCCUCUAAGAACAGAGUUGCCCUCAUCCCGCAGACAUGAGGACUUAGGGUGUGUGACCUGGACACAUCUCCUCUCAAGGCCUCAGUUUACCUUACCUGUAAAAUGAAUGAUUGGAAUGUGUUUAGAGAGCCAGCCUAUCCUUGACACCAAAAACUGACAAAGAUGGCACAAUGGGGAAACUACAGACCCCUCUGCCUGUGAGGAGGGUAGGAAACUCCUCAAUGGAAUUUUAGCAAAGAGAACCAAGUAACACAUUUUUUAAACAUAUAACAAAGGGGACUUACGCUUGAGAUGCAGGGAUGGUUCAAUAUUUGGAAGUCUGUUAAUAAAAUUCCCCAUACUAACGGAUCAAAUGAGAAAAGUUCUGAAAAAACAUCAAAAUCAGGGCCAAGGUGAAGAUGGCCACUGUCAAGAGUUUAAUACUGUUCUGGAGGUAGUAGCCAAUGCAAUUAGUUAACAAAAAGAAAUAAGAGGUCCACAUAUUAGAAAAGAAGAGAAUGUAUAGGUUGAAUCAUAUGAAAGCACUGUUUAUAUAGGUCAAAAGUAAUUGAAAUAUACGCAAUUUCACAUGGCUCAAUUUCACAUUAUUUCUGUCUUUUACCUUUGUAUCUGACACAACUUCAGACUUACAGAAAAACUAGAAGAUCAGUACAAAGAAUUCCUGGAUACCCUCUACCCAGAUUCCACAAAUGUUAACUUUCACCACCUUUGCUUUAUCCAUCUCUCUCUCUCUCUCUGAACCUUUAUGAAAAACUUGCAGAAAUGAUAUCUCUUUAACCAUAAAUACUAGGGUAUGCAUGUCCAAAAAACAAGAAUGUUGUCUCACAUAAUCCUGGUACAAUUAUGAAAAUCAGGAAGUGAACAUUGAUAAAGCACUGUUAUCUAAUCUACAGACCUCAGUCAGAUUUUGCCAACUGUUCUGACAAUGUCCUUUAUAACAAAAGAAUGUCCUGGCUCACCCAUUUUAUCUGUCAAUUCUCUCUCAUCUCCUUUAAUCUGGAGCCCCCCUGAAUCUGUCUUUGCCUUUUUAUGACAUUGGCACUUUUUAAAAAGUCCACACCAGUUAUUUUGUGGAGUCAGAGUUUUUGGUUUGUGUGAUGUUUCCUCAUGAUUAAUUUCAGGUUGGCAUUUUGGGCAGGAAUGCCUCAAAAGUGAUUCGACCUGCUAAUAUUGUCUGCGGGUGGUAUGAUUUUAUACGUAUAGAACCCAAGAGAAUUAACUGAAACUUUCCUGCAUAUAAACAACUAGCUAGAAAAUCCUUUGGAAGAAAAGAAAGAUCCCAUUUUAGAUAUCUAUUCUUGGGAAUAAACUAAUUUCCUUUUUAUUUAUGGAGCUCUUAAAAAUUAAUUUUCAAAAAAAUUCACUAGAAACAUGGGCAAAGAACAUGGAUAGCCAGUUCACGGAAACAUACAAAAAAGCCAGUCUCACUCCUGGACAAGAAAUGCAAAAUGAAACAAGAAUGUGGUACCACUUUCUACCCAUUCAUUUGGCAAGAUAAAAAUAAAAUUGAAUUAAAAGUUUGGGAAUACACUGUGUGGGUACUGCUGUGAGGAAACAAGCCAUCCCACGCAGUGCUGGUGGUACCGCUCGUUGGUCCACCCACCGGAGAGGGCGAUUUUCUAGAAUCGCUCAAAAUUAAAAGGACACACACUGUUUGACCCAUCAAUUCCCCUUCCAGCAAUUUUUCUGCGGCCAUAUUUACUUGCAUACAAAAUGAUGGACUAAAUGCAAUGCAGAACACAGGGCUGCAGCCUGGAACAGGAAAACACUUAGUGGGGAAAUCCAAUCAAGUCUUGAGUUUAGUUAGCAGUAAUGUACGAAGGUUAAUUUCUCAGUUUUGACAGAUGAGCCAUGGUAUAAAAGAUGUUAACUAUGGAAGAAGCUGGGGGAGGGUGAAUCAGGGACUCUCUGUAAAUCUAAAUUUAUUUCUGAAACUUUCCUGUAAAUCUAAAAUUAUUCCAAAAUAAAAAGUUGACUUUUAAAAAGGAGACAGAGUCGGGGGUGGGGGGAAUGAGGACAUAUCACCGCAUUCUCCGUAAUCGCAAAAAAUUGGAAACACCCUCAGUGUCCACCAAUCCAGGACUGUUGAAGUGAGUGUCUGCCCAGCCACAGCGUGGAACCUACACAACCGCUUAAAAGGCCAAAGCCGAUCUUCUCCGAGACACGUUCAUGUAAAAAGCAGGAGAGUGAUAAUUUGUGUACAUUUUUUAAAUGCAGGAUGGGGGAGACAUUUAUCCAAAUAUUUGUGGAGGAAAGCCUGGUCCCAGCUGUGGCCUCUGGAGUGGGAACCAAGGGGCUGGGGUUAGUGGGGAGGCAGUCUCGUGUUUCUAUGUAUCCCUUUUUGUAAAGUUUGCAUUUUUAAAAUCAUGCACAUGUAUUACCAUUAAAAUAAUUAAAAUUUGUUUUUAAAAAUCCCUAAGAGGCUGGUGUAAGGAUGGGUGUGGGAACCCUUGGAACUCGGAUCCCCCUCAGCCAGUCCUGCUCAUUAUCCCCCCGACCAACUGGGGCUCGGAGCUGCGUGAUCAGAGCCUUUGCCUGGGACGGGGCCCACCUAGAGGGGGAAGUGGAGGCCCCCGCCCCAAGGAAGAAGUGAGGCUGAGGCGGGGAUAAGAGGGUCUAGCUGCUUUGUUCUGCUGCUGGGCACCAGGGGUCGCCCCAGCCUGCAGACCCGGUUGUUGCCCGCUGAUGGCCCAGAGUUGGAGAGGCUGGGAGAGUGGGUCUCAGACCCCCCCAUACCUGGCAUAA
This is a messenger RNA of Equus caballus (horse), 4323 nucleotides long. RefSeq names its product coiled-coil domain containing 194 (gene CCDC194). The record is from RefSeq and is a predicted model, not a curated record. Lineage: Eukaryota; Metazoa; Chordata; Mammalia; Perissodactyla; Equidae.